Molecule: messenger RNA, 1575 nt
Organism: Wyeomyia smithii (pitcher-plant mosquito)
Lineage: Eukaryota; Metazoa; Arthropoda; Insecta; Diptera; Culicidae
Product: protein psiQ
Exons: 7
Coding region: 94-1407 (437 amino acids)
Source: RefSeq, a predicted model, not a curated record
UGAGCACUCCAAAUGCAGUCUUGAAUCACCAAUCGUAGGCAGUGGAUGGAAAGUCUCUUCUAUCCUGAAUACUCGUAGUGUUAUCGGUGUUCAAUGUUCGGUUAUUCACAGGAAGGAAAAUCAAAUUUUUACGAAAUGAAUCAGUUGACGUUGCUGCUCGCAAUUGCACUAUUGGUUGUACAGGUCCAUGCUCAAGGCAAAGGCAACUGUGCCGCAAAUGGAGAAUACUGUUUAACUCACAGUGAUUGUUGCUCUGGAAGCUGUCUGAGUUUCUCCUACAAAUGUGUUCCAGUACCACCAAGUGCAAAUAUUGGAACCACAUAUGUUCCAAUCACCGUCGAUACAGUUAAUCGGUUUGGAGGUCCAAAUGAUAGUGGAACCAGCAUUACACAGAAAACCUGUGCUUAUAACGGCGAAUAUUGUCAAACUCAUGCAGAGUGUUGUUCAGGAAGCUGUUUGAGUUUUUCAUAUAAAUGUGUUCCACUAAACCCACCGGCAUCAGGAAUAAACACACAUUCACAACCACCAACCACAACUUCUGUGUCAAUCAAUCCUCCCAUCAGUACAAUUGAAGUGAACAAUCGUGUCGGAGAAGUACAAAGCAGUACUGUUGCAGUGAAUCUCAUAACGCCGUCUUCUAAAAAAUGUGCUGCGUUAGGUGAAUAUUGUCUUAACUCUGCAGAAUGUUGCUCUGGAGCUUGUUUAAGUUUUUCAUAUAAGUGUGUUACCAAUCCACACUUUAAUGUCAUAGGACAAACUAAACCAACGACGAGAUUUGCAUUCUCACAAGGAUCCACUGUGUCUGGGAUAUUGACUAACAGGUUCGAUACGAACAGCGACACUUCUUCAAAAGCACCUCAGAAGUGUGCCGCAAUUGGCGAAUAUUGUCUCACCUCAUCUGAAUGUUGUUCGAAAAGUUGUCUCAGCUUCUCAUACAAAUGUGUGCAUAAUUACGACCUAGGCACUCAACUUCUAUCGACGGGAAUCCCAAUACAACAACCUUCAAGCAACAGUGCCAUCGACACGACCAAUCGUUUUGGCGGCACUAACCAAUGCAUUGGUAUUGGUUUAUAUUGCAAACACAACCUUGAAUGCUGCUCAGGGGCAUGUUAUAAAUCAUUAUGCCAGACGGAAAUCAAGUUAGGGGUUCCUGAGUCAGAGCUUACACGACCGUCAAUAUCCAAUGGACCAUAUGUUGAAGUCAGCAGUUUAGAUGAACUCAUUACACGUUUUGGUGGUACUGCAUCUAAUGGAUCAACUUCUAAAGGGAUAGCACCUCAUACCAGUAUGAUACAAGCUCGAAUUGGUACCGCAAAACAGUGUAGAGUUGUUGGUGAUGGGUGCUCGCGACAUCAGGAUUGCUGCUCUCAGCGAUGCCAUUCGUAUCGUGGAAAAUGCGUUUCAUAAACGACAGACACACAUUUUCAAUACUAUUUACGAUUAGAAUGUAUGAAGACUAUCAAUCAUACGAAUCUAAUUUUUAUGAAAAGCGAUUGUUUCCAGCAAAUUAGUUUAGUUUAAGAAUUGUAAGUUAAAAUUCAAAAAUAAAUAUCAUAUAUUAAGGAGAUGACAAAA